AUGUCGACUUCACGAGACUUCGCUAUUCCAGCGGAGCGCGAUAAUCCGCCGCAGGACAAUAUAGAGAUGGAAAGUCGCCAAAGCCAUUCGUCAAACACCAACGUCUCUGACGAAAAGGACGAGCAACAUGUCCGCUAUAAUCUCACUCUCAACACCCAGAACCUCUCCCCCAGGGCCGAGCCCAUACGGCCAGUGCGAUCCGACACCGAGGUCCAUCGCGAGAUGAACUUUUCGCCCUCGAUACUGCGACGCCGAAUAACUCGCGUUCCAACAUUCAAGACCAUUGAAGAUUACGAUGAUUUCGAGACAAACUUUGGCGAUCGGCCAGGUUGGCAACCUGGCUCUGAACCUGGCUACGACCCUAUGCUCCCCGAUGGAGGCCAUGCUUCGAUGCCUACGCUUCAAGCGCCCUGCCAGAUUUCUGUCAUCGAUUUCGCGCAGGAUAAUAUGGUCAAGCGCCACUUCGAUAACGCAAGUUUCAUAAGCUUCCUUGAUCAGCCAAAGGAAGAGUGGGCAAAGUGUCGGUGGAUCAACGUCAAUGGGCUUAGUUGGGAUGUCAUCCAGGCCAUUGGAAGUAAAAAGGGUCUGCACAAGCUGGCCCUGGAGGAUUUAAUGCAAAUUCGAAACAGAACAAAGGCCGAUUGGUACCCAAACCAUGCUUUUAUCGUCAUGACUUUGCAAAAGCUCGUUCAUUUGGUUGAUGAUGAGGAUGAUUCCUCGGAUACUAGCAGCACAUACUCGACCAAGACACUGGGCGCGUUGAGAGGAUCAGUAAGGCAACUUUGGAAGAGCCGCAGGACGGUCGACCCCGAGAAGGACUUUACAAGCUCUUUAAGGCCACAUGAUCCCACAUCAGACUUGCAAGAGACUGGCAUGAUACGGACGUUGCAGCGAUAUCACGCCUCUGGAAACGAGGCGCGAACAGAAUUCAUGGAAAGCCACUCAUCCCUCACACCCUAUCAGAUGGCUGUGUCAGCAGAGCAGGUCUCUAUCUUUCUGACUUCUGAUAAUACAGUCAUCUCUUUUUUUGAGGUUUCGGCUGGCGACAUUGAGCGCCCUAUCGUGACCCGUCUUAGCACACCUGGCACAAUCCUGCGCGAGUCGAAUGAUGCAUCUUUGCUAUGUCAAGGAAUCAUAGACGCUAUUAUCGAUCUCGCGAUUCCUUUAACGGCUGUAUACACUGACAUUAUUGCCGACAUCGAGUUGGAUGUCCUUACAUCCCCCAGCAUCAGUCAAAGCAAGAAGCUCUACGUUUGCAUCAGCGAGAUCAACAAGAUGCUCAGCUUCCUGAACCCAAUCGACAAUCUGGUUAAUGUCCUUCGCGAUCACAAAACCUCCAUGACUCAUGACCAAUCUAUGAAAGAACUUGAGAAUCCUUCGUCUGGUGUUAUUGUCACUCCCAUGACACACACUUAUCUUGGCGAUGUUCUUGAUCACUGUAUCAUGAUCACUGAAGCACUCCAACAGCUGAAGCAGUCAUCUGAUAACCUUAUCAACCUCAUCUUCAACACCAUCUCAGCCCACCAGAACGAGUCUAUGAAGCAGCUCACUACGGUGACCAUUAUUUUCCUGCCCCUGACGUUUAUUACUGGAUUCUUCGGACAGAACUUUGCCGAGGAGGGAUUUCCCGAGAUUCAUCACGGCAUUUGGUACUUCUGGGCUUGCGCCGUCCCAACCGUCGUGGCUACAAUCUUGAUUCUCAUGAGGGAAAUGAUCUACAACUGGCUCGUGAGCAUGGUGCAGAGAAGACAUAUCCUUACACUCAGAAAGAAGAAGAAGAAGACCAAGCAGCAAAAGAUCAAGCUCAAAGUGUAA
Fusarium sp. VM40 is the source of this 1815-nucleotide messenger RNA. The record is from the annotation of a GenBank genome assembly. Lineage: Eukaryota; Fungi; Ascomycota; Sordariomycetes; Hypocreales; Nectriaceae.